Molecule: messenger RNA, 3400 nt
Organism: Triplophysa rosa
Lineage: Eukaryota; Metazoa; Chordata; Actinopteri; Cypriniformes; Nemacheilidae
Gene: gpr78a
Product: G protein-coupled receptor 78a
Exons: 3
Coding region: 1028-2056 (342 amino acids)
Biological process (GO): adenylate cyclase-activating G protein-coupled receptor signaling pathway
Cellular component (GO): membrane
Molecular function (GO): G protein-coupled receptor activity
Source: RefSeq, a predicted model, not a curated record
GGAAUUUGUGAGGUACAGAGUGAAAAUUUCGAUGCGUUUUAAAUGCUAAAACCCAUCAAAAUUUCCCUGGACAACCCAAGCACUUAUACAUAUAAUUCGUGGCCUCACUAAGGACAAAUGAUAAAACGCGUCUAUGGAAAAGAAAAUAAUAAAUAGGCCUCUCAAUGCCAGUAAAACCACAUAUUAUGAGUUGCCAUGGUGAUGAUGAAAAAAGAGUGGUUGCCUUUACCUGCUAAGAGGGGCAGAGUAGUUUUUGAGUGUUUGGAUGGGCAUAUAAAAGACACUUUUUGCACUUGUACACCCAAGAAAGAAAUUAAAAGUGAAAGUGUGUGCCUACUGAUGUGUUUAUCAAUAAUUUGGUACAAUCGUGUUAACUCUUUGGUAAACAAUUUCACUCAAGGCUCAGCUAAGAUGCAAUUGUGUGUCUCACUUUAUAACAUGUGACAACAUGCCUCACAGGGACAACUUCAGUUUGAGGAAUUGUCCAUUUAGUUUGUCUCGCACAAUAACCGUGGUAGUGCUUAGACAAACUUUAAUGCUUUUGCUAUACACACAUUAUUUUCACAAACUGCUGGGGUAAAAAGUGUUUUCUCAAAAUGAAUUUAUUCUUGCACCAGUCUUUGCAUAUUCGUCACCUCGUGCACAGACUAUUUCACCCACGGUCCGACUGCCUCAGGUUCGAGCAAACGUCACAUGUAAUAAACCGAGUACACGCGAGUCGGCGCGCUCAGAGACCAGUAAUUGUAUUGCGCAUGACCACGCGCUUCAUCUGAGCGCUCUCCAUCCACUUCAUAUAGUCGAACACGUCAAAGCACUACAGUGCCUAAUUUACAACUGUACAAAGAUAUUUAUGUGUAAGUGACACAGAAUCCAGUUUUGGUAAACUCGAAGAUGUGAAAUGAAUCAAUACCACUUCAGCACACUGGACAGCGCUCCACGGCAAAAUGGAAACCAGUAAUGAUGACCCACCCAGGACCAGUUUGAAGCUCAGUCGACAAAUCAGCCAACAUUGACUUUGGACAGAGACAUGAACUUUUUGGAAACAUUGCUGGAGUUCCUCAUGGUCGUAAUUGUCGUAGUUUCGCUCGUGGCGAACUGUCUUGUGUUGCUAUGCUUCACCUGCAGCGCGGAGGUCCGUGCACAAGUGCCGGGGGUCUUCAUCAUAAACCUUUCUUUCUGCAACAUCCUCAUCGCCGUCCUCAACAUGCCCUCCACUUUCCUCGGGGUCGUAAAGCGUCAAAAACCUUUCGGCGACUGCUUUUGUUAUACGGUGAGCUUUAUGGAUACUUUUCUGACCACGAACACAAUGCUGAGCAUGGCAGCUCUCAGUAUAGACCGUUGGAUAGCGGUGGUCUUUCCUUUAACUUACUCCAGCAAACUGAGACAUAAAGAUGCCAUACUUAUGGUGAGCUAUGCUUGGCUGCACUCUCUCGCUUUCUCGCUCACUGCUCUUCUGCUGUCGUGGGUCGACUAUAACCCCGUUUACGCUUCAUGCAUCGUGCACCUUGCAGAGGAAGGUGUCCGAGGUCCGUUCAUGGUGUUCACUUUGGUGUUUCACUCAGCCACCUUUGCACUGUCGCUUUUCAUCCUGUGCUUCACUUAUCUGAAAGUGCUACUAGUUGCGCGCUUCCAUUGCAGGAGGAUAGACGUUAUAACGGUGCAGACGCUCUUGCUACUUGUCGACAUUCACCCAAGUGUGAAACAACGGUGUUUACACGAGCAGAAGAAAAGGAGACGGAGAGCCACCAAGAAAAUCUGCAUAUUUAUCGGGUCAUUCGUCCUAUGCUUCGCCCCCUAUGUCAUUACACGACUGACUGAGCUUGUUUUCACCGUAAAGAUCAACCAUUACUGGGGAAUCACGAGCAAGUGCCUGAUGUACAGCAAAGCUGCCUCUGACCCUUUUGUCUACUCCCUGUUACGGCAACAGUAUAAGAAGGCUCUCAUUGGUGUGUGUAAUAGAAUUUUGGGACGGAACUCAUACACGCUGUCUGGUCAGAGCUGCCCAUCAGACAGUGAAUUGUACACCUGGAGGGUAAAGGAUGAAUGCUGUGGUUAAAGGCAACUGACAUUUUGGGAAAUAUGCACUCGGUUAAACUUAAUGGCUAAAAGCCAGAUUAAAUUGCCCAAGAGGUGGAAUAGUGUUGAAAUGAAAAUGAGGUAAUAAUGUAUAAUAUUAUUAUAUCUUUUUGAGGCCACAGGCCUAUGAAAGAUAAUUAAUUCACCCAACAUGAAUAAUUCCAGCACAUUUCUGCACAUACCACUAUUACAACCGUAGUAGUGUUUUUAAAAUAAAUACAAUAUGGGAACAUUUAUAGGUGCAUUAGUGAUUGCAGUCGUUGGGUAUAAAUCAUAUAGAAUUUUUUUCGACUUAAAUGCGUUAAAGGGGUCCAAAUACUCCUAAAUCCAAACACGGUUUUCAUUAUUGUUGAAUGGGGUCCUUCCCACUUGAUGUCUUUGUACAGUUGUACAAAGUCUCUAUUGUGGUUUCUACAAUGUUUUUGUUGUCACAGCCGGCUUAAAAGACAAUCAUUGAUUUCAUUGAAAUCAUUGAACAAUGAUUUUAUUCAUAACAUGGAUUUUUGCACACUCAUCUGUUGUAAAUGCUUCACUGUGAUACUAUAAUGUAAGUCAGUGAUAAAUGAAAAGUAUUUAGUAAGCUAGUAAAGUGAAGUGUGGGAUGUUUAAAUAUUUGUAUAAAAUGUCAUGGUCCAGAUGCAUUACACAACCUGCUCCUUUAAGUCCUGUACAACACAUUCAGGACUACGAAAAUUUACCAUGGUUUUACUACAGUUUAAACCAAAAAAACAUGGUUACUGUAGUAAAACAAGGGUUAUCACAAAAUAACCAUGGUUUUGAAAACCACGUUUUUUGUUAAAACCAUAGUAAACGAUGGUUACUGUAGUAAUACCAUGGUUUUGCCCUAAAUAAUCAAUGCACCAAGGGAGUAAAAAGUGAUUCAGAUGGUCAGACUUCUUGUGUCAUUUAUAACACUCAACUGUGUUCGAAUUUUCAAAAAUUAAUAUUUCAUCUGUUAGCAUACAAGUUCCUUGUAGGUUUUGCUUCGUUUUUAAAUGCGUAGCUUUUUAGCCUGCAAGUGUACACAUGCGUAAAGUGAAGUUUACAGUACCUUUACGCAUGUUAAGUUCAUGAAAAUGACAAGGCGAAAUCAAAUAAGUACAUGAAUUAAGUUCUCGAAAAGUCUAUGCUACAAAAGAGUAAAUGACAGUCUUUCUGAAAUGACUGUAAUUACAAUGCGACAAAGCAGAAGAGCGGCCGCCUACUGCGCGAGAGUUUCUGCUGUAAUUUGAUCAUUUGGCUGGUGCUCAGGGUAAGUUAGGCUCUCCCCUAAGCGAUGGGGGUUGCUUGACUUUCGGAAAAUGCUUUGUACGUCGUAUAGCGA